Messenger RNA from Clavispora lusitaniae ATCC 42720, 693 nucleotides. RefSeq lists its product as uncharacterized. The record is from RefSeq and is a predicted model, not a curated record. NCBI's taxonomy places the organism in Eukaryota, Fungi, Ascomycota, Pichiomycetes, Serinales, Metschnikowiaceae.
AUGUAUAUUCCAAAAAAGUACGAGGAGAAGUCUUGGGAAAAGCUGAAGCAGAUCAUCCAAGAAAACCCGCUUGCAACAGUCAUAACUACAGAUGCUGAUGGGAACUUGAUGGCAAACCACUUCCCGUUCUAUCUCAACGAAAAUGCUCAAACGGGAGAACGUUUUUUGCAAGCGCAUUUUGCCAAAAAGAACCCCCAAGCGCCCUCGUUGAAGGACAAUGAUAACGUUUUGGUGAUAUUCCAGUCUCUGAGCUCGUACAUUUCGCCUUCGUACUAUCCGGAGAAGAAGAGAACCGAGAAGUUUGUUCCCACGUGGGACUUUGCCACUGUUCACAUUUACGGAAAGCUGAAGGUGGUGGAUGACACAACUUUUGUGCGGGCACAAUUGGACAACUUUUCCGACCAAAUGGAGAAAGACAGACAAAGCCCGUGGAAAGUCUCAGAUGCCCAUCCGCCUUACGUGGCUGCUUUGCAAAAGGCUAUUUUCGGCUUGGAAAUCUCCAUUGAAAGAAUAGAGACAAAGUUCAAGUUUGAGCAGGAAAUGACCUCGGAAAAUGUCGAUGGCGUGAUACAUGGCCUUGCAGAGGAUGGGAAAAACGAAGUCUCCCACAUGGUUUGUGAAGCUAAUGGCAGAGAAACCCUCACUUGUCCACAUGCUAAAACUAAAGCAGAGUCUUCGUGCUCCUUAGCAUGA